This is a messenger RNA of Dipodomys ordii (Ord's kangaroo rat), 764 nucleotides long. Its product is annotated as glutathione S-transferase P-like. The transcript has 7 exons. NCBI's taxonomy places the organism in Eukaryota, Metazoa, Chordata, Mammalia, Rodentia, Heteromyidae. The record is from RefSeq and is a predicted model, not a curated record. Gene Ontology annotation, molecular function: glutathione transferase activity. Gene Ontology annotation, cellular component: cytosol. Bases 63 to 695 code for a protein of 210 amino acids. Gene Ontology annotation, biological process: glutathione metabolic process.
GGUGCGCGGCAGCGCCCUCAGGUCGCCUCCCGUACCGCUGUGCGCUGCCGCCGCCCGGAGCAAUGCCGCCCUACACCCUCGUCUACUUUCCCAUCCGAGGGCGCUGCGAGCCCAUGCGCAUGCUGCUAGCUGACCAGGGCCAGACCUGGAAGGAGGAGGUGGUGACCCGCGAAGACUGGAGGCAGGGCACAGUCAAGGCCUCCUGCCUUUUCGGACAGCUCCCCAAGUUCCAGGAUGGAGACCUCACCCUGUACCAGUCCAAUGCCAUCCUGCGGCACCUGGCCCGCACCUUUGGGCUCUAUGGCAAAGAUCAGCGAGAGGCAGCACUGCUAGACAUGGUGAAUGACGGAAUGGAGGACAUCACCAACCGCUUUGUCCAACUCCUCCACAAUAACCCUGAGGAGGGCAAGGCCCAAUAUUUGAAGGAGCUUCCUGGGUACCUGAAGCCUUUUGAAACUCUGCUGGCCCAGAACCAGGGGGGCCAGGCUUUCAUCGUGGGAGAUCAGAUCUCCUUCGCAGACUACCGCCUGCUGAGCCUGCUGCUGAACUUCCAGGUCUUGGCUCCUGGCUGCCUGGAUGAUUUCCCCUUGCUCUCGGCUUACGCCGUACGCCUCAGCGGCCGGCCGAAGCUCAAGGCCUUCCUGGCUUCUCCUGAGCACAUCAAUCGCCCUAUCUCUACAUUCCUCAAGAAGUGAGCCUGUGUGGUGCCUGCCCUCCAUCUGGGGACUUGCCACCCUUGGGGACCGAAAAAAAACACUGACGUG